AUGGCGGAAUAUGAAGCUUGUAUUCUCGGACUCAGGAUGGCCAUAGACAUGAACAUCAAAGAACUCUUGGUGAUAGGAGAUUCCGACUUGUUGGUUCAUCAAGGGCAAGGAGAAUGGACCACUAAGAACGUCAAGAUCCUUCCUUAUUUGCAUUACAUAAAGGAGUUGAGUAGGAGGUUCACAAGGAUUGAGUUCAAGCAUGUCCCUCGAGCUCAAAAUAAGUUUGUCGAUGCUUUGGCAAUAUUGUCCUCAAUGAUUCAGCAUCCAGACAAAAAUUACAUCGACCCUAUCGAUGUAGAGAUACAUGAUCAGCAUGCAUACUAUUUUCAUGUAGAUGAGGAAUUGGAUGGAAAACCUUGGUACUAUGACAUCAGAAGGUUGAUAGAAGCACAAGAAUAUCCUGAAAAUGCUACGAGAAAGCAAAAACGGACUUUGAGGAGGAUGCCCAAUCAUUUCUUCCUUAACGGAGAAAUCCUAUAUCGAAGAACUCCAGAUUUAGGAUUGCUGAGGUGUGUCGACGCCACAGAAGCGACAAGGCUUUUGGAAGAAAUACAUGUAGGAACAUGUGGACCCCACAUGAAUGGGUUCACUCUAGAAAAGAAGAUUCUAAGAGCUGGAUAUUUUUGGAUGACCAUGGAGAGAGAUAGCAUCUGGUAUGUGCAAAAGUGUCAUCAGUGUCAAGUGCAUGGGUUCCCCUUGGCCAUUUUCUGCUUGGGGCAUGGACGUUAUCGGACCCAUAGAGCCUCCCGCAUCAAGUGGACAUCGUUUCAUUCUGGUGGCUUUCGAUUAUUUCACAAAAUGGGUCGAAGCUUUGACAUACAAAGCAUUUACGAGCCACAGAUGAAUGGAGCAAUUGAGGCUGCAAAUAAGAAUAUCAAGAAGAUUUUAAGGAGGAUAGUAGACAGUCAUAGACAAUGGCAUGAGAAGCUACCAUAUGCUCUACUCGGUUAUCGUACCACAAUCAGAACAUCAACUGGGGAAACUCAUUAUAUGUUAGUUUAUGGUUCGGAGGCAAUAAUACCUGCCGAGGUGGAAAUACCGUCUUUAAGAAUUAUCCAAGAGGUUGGUCUGGACAAUGCAGAAUGGAUAGGUAGCAGACAUGAGCAAUUGAUGCUCAUCGAUGAAAAGAGGAUGAACGCGGUUUGUCAUCGCCAACUCUACCAGAACAGAAUGACAAAAGCAUUCAACAAGAAAGUCAAACCUCGACAGUUCACACCGAGGCAGUUAGUAUUGAAGAAGAUCUUUCCUCACCAAGGAGAAGCCAAAGGGAAUUGCACCAAAUUGGCAAGGACCCUACAUGGUUCAUAG
This is a messenger RNA of Solanum tuberosum (potato), 1308 nucleotides long. RefSeq lists its product as uncharacterized. The record is from RefSeq and is a predicted model, not a curated record. The coding region runs from base 1 to 1308 and encodes 435 amino acids. The transcript is spliced from 2 exons. Gene Ontology annotation, molecular function: RNA-DNA hybrid ribonuclease activity; nucleic acid binding. NCBI's taxonomy places the organism in Eukaryota, Viridiplantae, Streptophyta, Magnoliopsida, Solanales, Solanaceae.